CAGAAACAAAAAUGGCCAUAAAUCAAAGAACCAACGGGUCAUACUCCUCUCCAUUUCCUUCUCUCCAUUUACUCUCUCCAUUUCUUUUUCACUCUAUCUCUCUCCUUAAAAAUAAUAAUUAAACAUAAUCUUUUCUUUUUCCCUACCCCACCAUUUCCCCACCUCUCUCUAUCUCUCUCCUACUGGACCAUUCCAGUUAAUGGAGAGGAGCAAAAUCCAGAACCAACACCAAACUCCAAUAGUCUAUGGCUAACUAAUCAAUUAACAUUAGAGGUCUUCACUUCGGGCUUCUCCUGUUCAGCCUCUUGCACUUUCAUCUCCGUCUUCGUUCCCUUCAUUGACUUGUAUUACGCACUCAUGAAGGUGCCUAUGACUUUAUACUUGUGCCUGCAGUCAGUGGCGGAGCCAGAAAAAUGGCCCUGUGGUUCUCAAUCAACCGAUUCUCCAAACGCUGCACUGCCAAUGAACCGUCAAAGACGUCACCCCUAAGGACAUGGCCAGCCGGCCAGGUGUGUAGUACACUCCAAUAUCAGUGUACAUUUGGGCAUAGCUCGUGUCACCUUGCCUUUUGUGCAGCUCAAAUCCAGGUUUCGGAUAUAUCAUGGUUUUCAACAGGAGCCUGUAAAAUCUGUGUGGGCAAAGCCACAUGGGGCACACCUCUUUUAUUUAUAAUUAAAGAGCCAUACAAUGAUCAUAUGAUAUAUCAUGGUUUUCAACAGGAGCCUGUCAGUUUGGUAGAAGAAUUUUCCAUCUUUACAGCCGGAUUUCAACAAAACACAUACUUAUUGAUAAAUAAAUAUUACUGAAAAAUAGAAAUUUAUGGGCAAAAUGUAUGAUGCAUAGUUUGUAGCAAAAAUAUUAUCCUGGUAACUAUCGUGUAAGCAUCAGUGGUGCCUAUUAAAAACAACACUUUCAUCAAUUACUUUUUUAUUUUGAUUGCACAUUUGACAUUAUUUUACUUACUGAAUCAUGUGGGCUGACAAAUGAAGAAAAACAAUAUAAUCAUAGUAGCACAAAUAGUAAUUUUAGCAGGUCCCAGAAAAUGCAAGAAGAAAAAACUAUAAUCAUGGUAUUGAUAGUAUAAUCAUAGAGCACUUGGCCAGGUCCCAAAUGUAGGACAACAUAUAAUAUUCAUUUGGCUCUGUUUUUACACACCCAAAGCAUUCCCUUUAAUAUUUUUCUGCUUUAGACGUUAGUAGAUUCUAAAGAAGUGUUGUUUCAUCUUCCCACCCUUUACCCCAUUAUAGCCAUUGUCUUGCCACAGAAAUUUAAAAAUAACCAAGUAGCAGGUAAACUACAGUAGUGAUUAGCCAAGUUUAGAAGUUUGAAAGUUGACACUUUUUUUGUGCUAGGCUGAAUCAAUUAGGAAUGACAACUCUAGCUUAGUUGGAAAAUAAAAUAACAUGUAUUCAUAAUUAAAUAAGCAACCUUUAAAUGAAUCUCCCACACAUUGGCUUUUCUUGUUUGAUAAUCCACAAAUGAUGUGCUUAGUCAAUCAAAGAAUUUAUUCUAGAAAUCAUUUUCUUUUACUCUAAAUCUUAGCAGAAGGCUGAUCUAGUUAUUUAACUAAGGUGGCUCACUUACAUGCAUUCCUUUUCAUAAAAAAUCCAGCAUGUAAUUUAUUAUUCAUUUUUUCAUGCAUUCCUUCCCACCCUAAAGUAAAUAAUUUCCCUUAGAACAAGAACAUAAAAACCUGCUUGAUUUUUCUUUUUCCCUCCUAUCCUUUUCCUUCCCAUCCUGAGAGGAUGACAAACUUUUUUUUGAUUUACUUACUAAGAUAUCAAAUAAAAACAAGCACAUCAAAAUUGUUGCUCACAAGACAUCAUUCCAAUUCUAAAAACAGAGCACUAAAAUAUUAUGUACUGAACUCAAAAUUAGUUAAAUGCUGAAUGAAACUCCAGAGUUAAAUAUGGAAGUUAAGGAUAAUAGGUGCAAAAACAUAUAUGAAUAGACUCAAAAGUUUACAAGGAAAUAAAAC
This is a messenger RNA of Cuscuta europaea, 1978 nucleotides long. The record is from the annotation of a GenBank genome assembly. Lineage: Eukaryota; Viridiplantae; Streptophyta; Magnoliopsida; Solanales; Convolvulaceae.